AAGCUGUCUUCCGGCUUGGCUCGUCAUUGUUCUGUACGGAUACAUAACAAAGCCGCCAAAUACAAUUCGGUCCUCCUUCAGAUCUCAACUCUUAUUAGCUAAGAUAGCUGCUGGAUGGUGCCACAAACUCGGACACUGAUAAGCAAAUAUCCGCAAUAAAGAGAAGAUCUUUGGAGUUGACUGUGAGACUCGCCACUCAUCACUCGUGCUGUGCUGGUAUCUUCCUUCAAAGAUACACUUCGCAACGCAACAAUCACAGAGGUCACUUUGAGAGGGAGAUCUUCAACACAGAGACAGAGAAAGCUUGAAAAGAGGGAUUUCAACCCAGAGAGAGGCAUCCCACACACUUUUAAAAUUCCAAGCAAUACAAAAUGGCGACGGAAGACACCAGCACCAGCAACGUUGUGGAGUUUGACGCCUUGAUAAUAGGCGGAGGCGUUUCGGGAGUAUCGGCAGCCUACCACUUGCAGAAAACUUGCCCCAGUCUCAAAUUUUGCAUCCUAGAAGCCCGAAAAAAUAUGGGCGGAACCUGGGAUUUGUUUGACUAUCCCGGCCUUCGCAGCGAUUCGGACAUGUACACAUUUGGCUUUUCAUUUCGGCCUUGGGCAAGUCAGACUCAAUCGGUUAUCGGAACCAAGCAAACCAUUCUCGACUAUCUCCACACGGUUGUCAAAGAAUUUGACUUGCAAAAGCAUGUCCAGUUUCAAUGUCAGGUACUAAACGCCGAUUGGGACUCCCAAGAAGGCAAUUGGACCUUGACCACAUCGCAAAAACAGAACCAUGACGACUCGACAACUACCGUCAUUUAUCGAGCACGCUAUUUGUUUUCUUGUACGGGCUAUUACAACUAUGAAGAAGGAUACACUCCUGAGUUUCCCAACCGAGAUGCCUUUCCGGGUCCUAUCAUUCAUCCCCAACAUUGGCCCAAAGACUUGGACUACAAAGAUAAGAACAUUGUCGUCAUUGGCAGUGGAGCCACGGCAGUCACAUUGAUCCCCUCUUUGACGGAGGGUCCCCAUGCAGCAUCACAUGUCACCAUGUUGCAACGAUCUCCCACAUUCAUGGCCAGCCGACCCUCCCACAUGACCAUCCUCUCACGAUCCAUUCUCUAUUGGUUUGGACAAGAUGCCACACGCUGGUUUUACAUUUUGUUUGGCAUGUUCUUUUACAACAUUUGCCAGUCAUUUCCACGUGCCUUGUCCGAGUUCUUGAUUGAUGGUGUCGAACAUCAAAUUGGAUCUGACAAAUUCAAGGAAGACGAUUGGACACCACGGUACAAGCCAUGGGAUCAACGUCUCUGUGCGUGUCCUGAUGGUGAUUUCUUUAAAACCAUCAAAUCGGGCAAGGCCAGUGUUGUGACGGAUCACAUUGUUGAAUUUACGGAGAAGGGUGUUCGGACAGAAAAGAACGAUGUCUUGCCCGCGGACAUUAUCAUUACGGCCACCGGAUUGAAGAUUCAUUUCUUUGGAGGCAUGAAUAUCACCCUGGACCAAAAGCCAUUGGACAUGCCAUCGCGAUUCAUCUACAAGGGAUUCAUGAUGAAUGGCGUCCCCAACUUUUUUGUGGCGGGCGGAUACACCAAUGCCAGUUGGACGCUCAAGAUUGAUCUGACCAUGCAAGCCGCAUCGGAUCUGAUCAAUAUCAUGGAAACCAAGUCGUAUCGAUACUGUCAACCCGAAUUACCCAAGCCGGGAAAUGAAAUGGAGGCUGUUCCUUCCAUUGAUUUGACAUCGGGAUAUAUUCAACGAUCGAAACAUCUCAUACCCAGCCAAUCCACAUUUUAUCCUUGGAGGCUCUACCAGAACUACUUGUACGACAAGUACUCACUCCAAUUCCAGAGCCUAGAGGAUGACACACUCAAGUUUUCCAAGUAGGACGAAGAAACGGCAGAAAGAGGAGAGAUGAUAUUGUAAGUGCAAUGAAAUGUCACGUUGACGGAGAGGAAACUAGACAAGGUCUGAAAUGAUAGAUGGUAAUUAGUUAAGUUAGGUUACCCUCG
Seminavis robusta is the source of this 1999-nucleotide messenger RNA. The record is from the annotation of a GenBank genome assembly. NCBI's taxonomy places the organism in Eukaryota, Bacillariophyta, Bacillariophyceae, Naviculales, Naviculaceae.